Messenger RNA from Juglans regia (Persian walnut), 1610 nucleotides. RefSeq names its product allantoate deiminase 2. Gene Ontology annotation, molecular function: hydrolase activity, acting on carbon-nitrogen (but not peptide) bonds, in linear amidines. The record is from RefSeq and is a predicted model, not a curated record. The transcript is spliced from 12 exons. Lineage: Eukaryota; Viridiplantae; Streptophyta; Magnoliopsida; Fagales; Juglandaceae. The coding region runs from base 1 to 1455 and encodes 484 amino acids.
AUGACAAUUACAAAACAAUCAUGCCUCUCCUCCAGAAGGUUUCUCUUCGACUAUUUGCUGCUCUUCCUGUUAUCUACUGCUGCUUUAGCUUCUAUCUUCUCUGAUGAUGCUGAAAUAAGCGGUAGGAACGACUUGUUUCGCGAAAUCCUAAGGGAUGAGGCAGUGGAAAGGCUUCAUGAGCUUGGUAAGGUAAGUGAUGCUGAUGGCUAUCUUGAGAGGACAUUCAUGAGUCCAGCUUCGGUGAGGGCAGGAAACAUUAUCCGUGGAUGGAUGGAGGAUGCUGGUUUGAGAACAUGGGUAGACAAGAUGGGCAAUGUACAUGGUCGAGUGGAGGGAAUGAAUGCAAGUGCUGAGGCUCUGUUGAUUGGAUCUCACUUGGAUACAGUUGUUGAUGCUGGGAUAUUUGAUGGCUCGUUGGGCAUAAUCACUGCAUUAUCUGCACUAAAGGUCUUGAAUAUUAAUGGGACAUUGGGAAAACUAAGGCGCCCAAUUGAGGUGAUUGCAUUUAGUGAUGAGGAGGGAGUGAGGUUUCACUCUACUUUCUUGGGUAGUGCUGCUGUAGCUGGAAUUUUACCAUCUACAGCCUUGCAGAUAUCUGAUAAGAGAGGUAUGACAGUGCAAGAAGUUCUAAAGAAAACCUCCAUAGAAAUUACAGAGGAAAACCUGUUACAACUCAAGUAUGACCCAAAAUCUGUCUGGGGUUAUAUUGAGGUCCACAUUGAGCAGGGACCUGCAUUAGAAUGGCUUGGGCUUCCUCUUGGAAUAGUUAAAGGCAUAGCUGGACAGACACGACUAAAGGUUAUUGUGAGAGGUUCACAGGGGCAUGCAGGAACCGUUCCUAUGUCUAUGCGUCAUGAUCCUAUGGCAGCUGCUGCUGAAUUAAUGGUGCUGUUGGAAAGUCUCUGUAAACAUCCAAAAAAGUUUCUUAAUUAUGAUGUUCAUUGCAAUGAUAUAUCAGUGGAAUCACUUUCCACCUCUCUUGUCUGCACUGUUGGAGAGAUAUCGGCAUGGCCAAAUGCAAGCAAUGUUAUUCCUGGACAGGUGACAUUCACAGUGGAUUUACGUGCAAUGGAUGACAUGGGACGUGAGGCAGUUAUUUAUGAACUAUCUUAUCAGAUUUAUCAAAUAUGCGAGAAGCGUUCAGUUUCUUGUAUCAUUGAGCGUAAGCAUGAUGCAAAUGCAGUGAUUUGUGAUUCUGAAUUGAGUUCUAAUCUGAAGUCUGCAGCUUAUUCAGCAUCGAAGAAAAUGAUAGGCGAGGUUCGAGAUGAAAUGCCUUCCUUGAUGAGUGGUGCAGGACAUGAUGCAAUGGCUAUGUAUCAUUUAACAAAGGUCGGAAUGCUGUUUGUCCGCUGUCGUGGAGGCAUAAGUCAUUCCCCUGCAGAGCAUGUCUUGGACGAUGAUGUUUGGGCGGCUGCUUUGGCAAUCUUAGAUUUUCUAGAGACAAAUGUAAAUUAGAACAUUUGUUAGCAUUAAGGUACAGCAAGCAGAAUCCAGUAUAAUGAUAUAAUAUUGUAAUUCAUGUUGGUAUGAAUUCUUUCAUUUGUAAUAGAUUCUUGUCUUUUUAACUCAACUUGAAGCAUUAUUCAAGGGUACAUGCAUAUUGCAGUGAU